Penicillium cosmopolitanum is the source of this 1551-nucleotide messenger RNA. Its product is annotated as Major facilitator superfamily domain general substrate transporter. Gene Ontology annotation, biological process: transmembrane transport. NCBI's taxonomy places the organism in Eukaryota, Fungi, Ascomycota, Eurotiomycetes, Eurotiales, Aspergillaceae. The record is from RefSeq and is a predicted model, not a curated record. Bases 1 to 1551 code for a protein of 516 amino acids. Gene Ontology annotation, molecular function: transmembrane transporter activity. The transcript has 2 exons.
AUGGCUGUCUCGGACGAUUUUCCGCUCUCCGAGAAGCGGGAAGAUGAUCACAAAAUAGAGCAACCCGACACAAUACAACAAGUUUCGAAGAAAGUCGCAAGCGGAGACGAUACCCACGCCGAAAAUGCCUCUCAAUCCGACAACAGCAGCCAGCACGGUAGCCCCAGAGUCGAGAAAGCCGGGAAACGUGAGCUCACAGAAGACGAGUGCUACGAUAAACUCGGCUUCUGCUUCCCCACCUACAAGAAAUGGAUUAUCAUCUCGGUGAUUUUUGUCGUGCAAAUGUCCAUGAACUUCAACACAGGUGUCUACGCCAGCGCCGUUACUGGCAUGACGGAGGAAUUCCACAUUAGCGAACAAGCCGCCCGAGUCGGGCAAUGUGUGUUCCUCGUCGCAUAUGCGUUUGGGUGUGAGCUUUGGGCGCCCUGGUCGGAGGAGUUUGGCCGUUGGCCCAUCAUGCAGCUCUCGUUGUUUCUGGUGAAUAUCUGGCAGAUUCCAUGCGCUUUGGCGCCUAACUUUGGCACUAUCGUCGUUUGCCGUAUUCUGGGUGGUUUGAGUUCUGCUGGUGGUUCCGUCACCCUGGGUAUGACGGCCGAUAUGUGGGAACCUGAUAACCAGGGCUACGCAGUGGCAUAUGUGGUGCUCUCUUCGGUGGGAGGCUCGACUAUUGGACCUUUCUUUGGUGGUAUUAUCGGCCAAUACCUGUCAUGGCACUGGGUUUUCUGGGUCCAAUUAAUCUUUGGUGGUGUCACACAAGCUAUGCAUUUCGUCUUGGUACCUGAGACUCGUGCUACACUUUUGGUCGAUAAGGAAGCCAAGCGUCGCCGGGAGGCUGGCGAGGAAGAGGUCUAUGGCCCGAAUGAACUUAAGAACCCUCGUCUAGAACUUCGCGAGGUUUUGACUAUCUGGCGUCGGCCUUUCGAGAUGUUCCUACUUGAACCUAUUGUGCUGUUCCUAUCCUUGCUCUCAGGUUUCUCCGACGCUCUGAUCUUCGUUUUCACCGAAUCAUUCACCCUGGUCUUUAAACAGUGGGACAUGUCCGUUCUGGCCAUCGGAAUGACCUUCGGUUCGAUUUUGAUCGGUUAUCUCCUCGCUUACUUCAUCUUCUUGCCCGACAUCUAUCGUCAAAUAAAGCUACGCUCCAAAGAAGGCGCCGCUAGUCGAUAUGCCGAGCGACGUCUUCUUCUCCUUCUCUUCAUAGCCCCCCUCGAGCCAAUCGGCCUACUUGGUUUCGCAUGGACCUCGAUGGCCUACGGUCCUUAUUCCGCAUCAGCAACCGGAGGUAACGGAUUCGCUCGUGAUUUCCUCGCUGGUAUCGCGACCAUGUACUCGACGCCGAUGUACACCAAUAUUGGCCAGAAAUAUCACCUUCAGUGGGCGAGUACCAUUCUAGGCUGUAUUGGCUUCUUGGUCUUAAUUCCUAUUUAUGUGUUCUAUUGGAAGGGUCCUGAGAUUCGGAAGAAGAGCAAGUUCGCCCAGCAGCUUGCGGCCGAUCGGGAGAUUCAUACUGAGCGGAGGCGAAGCCAGUUCAGAUCUAUUGAUGCCUCCUAG